AGCGCGGUGUGUGAGCCGCUGACAGCUGUGUGUGUUGUGUGUAGUGUUGUGUAGUGUCGCGUGUGUAGGUGCAGGAGCAGCAGUCCGCCGUCAUGUCGCAGCGCUUCACCGAUGAGGACUUCCAGAGAGCGUGGCUGGAGCUGGACGAGCCGCAGCUGGAGGGAGGAUGGGAGCUCUUCACUGAGACCAUGGGAGUGAAGAUCCACCGCCUCUACGACAAGGAAACGGGACUUUAUGAGUACAAAGUCUUCGGCGUGCUGAGCGGCUGCACCCCAGAGCUGUGUGCGGACGUCUACAUGGACUUGUCCUAUCGGAAACAUUGGGAUGCAUAUGUGAAAGAACUCUAUGAGAAGGACUAUGAUGGACAGACAGCAAUCUACUGGGAAGUCAAAUACCCGGCUCUUAUGUCAAACAGAGACUAUGUGUACAUUAGAGACAGGAGAGACAUGGAUGUUGACGGCAGGAAGAUCCGGGUGAUCCUGGCCAGAAGCUCUCCGGAGAUGCCGUGUCCAGAAAAGAGUGGCGUGCUGCGGGUCAAAGACUACAAGCAGAGCCUUGCACUGGAGAGCGAUGGGGCCUGCGGAACUAAAGUUUUCAUGAAUUACUUCGACAACCCUGGCGGAAUGAUUCCUAACUGGGUGGUGAACUGGGCAGCUAAGACUGGGGUGCCAGGUUUCUUAACAGACAUGCAGAAGGCCUGCAGCAAAUACGAAUCCUUCUGCCAGAAGAAAUGAACAGGGUGGAGUGGGACUCGGGCUCAAGGGCUUUGCUCCAUUUUUAUCUUUUAUUUUUUUAUGUUGUGUGUUGAAAUGUGACUUUUGUGUGCGGGGUGAAAGUGGCAUGGUGUGAGCUGCUACCUGAGGUUGUAGCUUGCAGUUGACUCAGGCAUGAUGUGCAUGACCAGCCUCCCAUCAAUUCUGUUCCAUUGUACUGUAAUAUACAAUGCUGUAUUCUCUUUUCUUUGAAAUCAUAUGAUUAUAUUAUAAAUAUAUAUAUAUGAUCAGUUUUUAUUACUUUAGGCCCUAAAUGGUAAAACCAGCUCACAGCCUUUUGAAGGCGGAAAUGUUUUAUGUUCUGUAUAAAAGGUAAAAACACUGAACAGGAGGACUUUGCGCCAGUGUUGCAUCAAAGAUUGAUCAUCUGGUUGCUGUUAAGUGGAAAACUAACUUUUACGAGUUGUAUAUCUGGCUUUAUUUAAACUGUUAAAAAGGACUCGAUUGGUCACAGUCUAGGUCACAAGGUAAAAUAAAGAUUAUUGCAAAGAAAUGAUUUCUUUAUUACCUCAGCCAAGGACGUUAUGUAUUCAUCCAAAGCAGCUGUAGACAUAAAUUUAUUGGGUAAUACAACUAUUAAGAGGCUGUGUGAUCAGUUUUUGGUGGACGAUCACUUUUUGGAACAACACCAACAGAGCCAAAUCAAGGUCUGUGUAAAAAGGGACAGAUGCUGACGCUUGUUGUGAAGCCCCUGAUUCCAGAAUGCCGACAUGCUAUCUGUUUCCACUUCCUCCCACUAUCCAGAAAUGAAGCCAAACUCUCCUUGAUACCAACGUCGCCAACCUGCACCAGUGAUGUCAUUCAGAGUCAAGAGUUGUGCUCGACCAAUUGCGAUUCAGUCUCAGUUGUCAAUCAUGAUGUUUGACCCUGUUUUAAAAUAAUAAAAUAACAAAUUAAAACCAAACUUGUCAAAAACAUGAACAAUGGAACAUACCUCAGUGUGAAAAGAGCUACAUACAAUGACAGAAACUGUGUUGGUGAAAAUGUAUUUGAUGUGUACUUUGAUUAACUUGGAGGUUGGGUUUAUAACCUAUACUGCAACCAGCCACAAGGGGGCGAUCAGGAUGCUUUGGCUUCACUUUUGGGAGCUGUCGUUUUGUCUAUCUUGAAUACAAUCUAUGGAUCCGACUCUGGAGUACUGAGUCCUUAUGACACCUGAGUACUCAUGGGUCGGAUUGUCCACAUGUUUAAAGACAUCUCUUCUGAUGGUCUCCAGCUAGUUAAAGUUGCAGCUAAUGUCUCUUCUUCGUACUGUAAGUUUACAGAUCUGAUUUAUAAUGAUGUUUUCGGUCUUCUCACUGUCCACUUUGAUUCACUUGAAAUUCACUCAUAUACUACAAGGAAGUGAAAAUUCAAGCAACGAAUCAAGCACUUUUUUACACUUUUUUUUCGGCUUCUUGAUUGUCCUUUCUCAAGGGUUCAUUACUUAUGCAAAGAUCAUGUUAUGGAUGCAUUGAAUCAAAGAUACAGUAUCUGAUUUGUUACUGUAUUUAGGCUGCACCUCAGUACCUCAGUACUCCUGUUGAUACAGAUGAAUGUGGUUUAAUCUGAUAAUGAAACACUUAUUACUGUGUAAUACUGCUGUGUUACUGGAAUAAAUAAACUUAAAUUUGAAAUUUU
This is a messenger RNA of Hippoglossus stenolepis (Pacific halibut), 2393 nucleotides long. Its product is annotated as phosphatidylcholine transfer protein. Gene Ontology annotation, molecular function: phosphatidylcholine intramembrane carrier activity; phosphatidylcholine binding. The transcript is spliced from 6 exons. The record is from RefSeq and is a predicted model, not a curated record. The coding region runs from base 93 to 734 and encodes 213 amino acids. NCBI's taxonomy places the organism in Eukaryota, Metazoa, Chordata, Actinopteri, Pleuronectiformes, Pleuronectidae.